GUUAGCAGCGCCCCGCAGGCUCCAAUCACUCGUCGUCAGCCAUGUUGUUGGUGUGACACACCGAGCUGUCAGCAACAGGUUCUCUGAGCAGAAACGUUGGCAAACUUAACAUAUCUCCUGAAAACAGCAACUCUCCGCGGAUACUAAACUUUGAGAGCGUGUGUGGGAAACCGUCCAGAAGUGGUGGCUCGUCAUUUGCGGCCUCUCGAAAGCUCAGAAGUUGAUGUUUUUGAACCGUAGCGGUGAGAGAGAUGGCUGUGAACAGUAGCUGAGGACGUCACUGGGAGUUCUCCACCUGCGAAAAUGAAUGGUGGUCCAAGUGUGUGGGCAAUCUCCCCAGAGGAGAGGGACAAACAUGAUCAGAUGUUUGACUCCCUCUCCCCAACGAUGGGCUACGUCACAGGAGACCAGGCAAAGAAGCUUUUCCUUCAGUCAGGGCUGCCUCCAUCAGUGUUGGCUGAUAUAUGGACUCUGGCCGAUAUGAAUAAAGAUGGAAAGAUGGACCGGCUGGAGUUUUCUGUCGCUAUGAAGCUUAUAAAGCUAAAACUUACGGGUACACCACUUCCGUCAUCACUUCCAAUCAUCAUGAAGCAGCCUCCAGUGCGUGCUCCCACCAUGAAUAACCCCACCACCCCUGCCUAUGGAAUUGGUUCUAUGAUGCCUGGAACAAACCUUGGCAUGUUGGCUCCUAUGGCCGUGUCACCUAUGACACCAAUGACAGGCCUCACCCCGAUGGUUCCUUCAUCAUCAGGAAUGAACCCACUAAUGAUGUCCACUGCCCCCAGGCCCCUGGUGGUUCCAGCUAUGGGAAAUACCACAGUACCAAAUGGCACCAUGGGACUCCUCCAGCCAAUUUCUUCUGGAGGUUUGAAUACUGGCCUACCUCUAUCUGCGACCUCUUACGCCUCUCCGCUUGGACGCGCCUCUUCUCCUGCUGGUAUAAACACGGCCUCAACACUGCUAGACCUGGGAUCUGGCAGCUCUGGUUCUUCAACCCCAUCUGUGAUGUCCCCCAUGAAUGCUGUUCCCAGUGACUGGGCUGUGCCACAUGCUUCCAGACUUAAAUACAGACAGCAGUUCAACAUCUUGGAUAAACAGAUGAUUGGAUACCUCAGUGGUCUGCAGGUGAAGGGUGUGAUGGAAAGUACGAUGCUGUCAAAAAUACAACUGGCCUCCAUCUGGAAUUUAGCAGAUGUGGAUAAAGAUGGCAAGCUACAAGCGGAGGAGUUUAUUCUGGCAAUGCACCUCGUGGAUUUGGCAAAGAGCGGUCAACCACUGCCAUUAACCCUGCCAACUGAGCUGGUACCACCCUCACAGAGGAGUGCCACGAAUGGCCUCAGCUCUUCCCUGAUUGAUGACUUGGAAAUUGAACCUCCACAGAAACCAAAAACGAACAUAUCAUUUGAAGAUAAAUUCAAAGCUAACCUAGAACGAGGGAAUGCGGAGUUGGAGAAAAGACGACUGGCCUUACUGGAGGCUGAAAGGAGGGAGCAGGAGCGGCGCGCUCAGAAAGAGAGAGAAGAGCGAGAGAAGAGAGAGAAGGAGGCUCGGGAGGCUGAGGAGAGAAGGAGGAAAGAGGAGGAGAGGAGGCUCGAGCUCCAGAGAGAGCUGGAGAGACAGAAGGAGGAAGAACGGCAGAGGGAGAUAGAGAGAAAAGAGGCUGCACAGCGGGAGCUCGAGCGUCAGAGAAAAGAGGAGUGGGAGAGGAGGAGGAAAGGAGAGCUCCAGUUAAAGAAGGAACAGGAGCAGGAUGAAAUCACCAAACUGAAAGCUAAGAAGAGGAGCCUGGAGUUGGAGUUGGAGGCAGUGGGUGACAAGCACCGCCAGAUCUCUGACCGCCUGCGUGACUUUCAGAACAAGAAAAAGCUUCAGAAGACUGAGCUUGAUCUUAACAAUCAAAGGAAGGAGGCACGCCAGCAGGAUAUUAACAAUCUGCAGAAACAAAUUGAGGAGUUCCAGAGAAAGUUGUCCCACUUGACUCCAGAGCAGAAAAGACUGACUGAGAAGCUGAAAAAUAUGUCUCUUAAUAACCUGCCUGCAUCGACAAUGUCCACCCUAAAAAUGAGUAUGACGGAGAAAAAAGGGACGUGUAUGAAACUGCGAGAACAGCUGGAAGUUCUGGAGAAAGAGACGGCUGCCAAACUAGCAGAGAUGGACCAGUAUAACAAAGACAUGCAGUAUGUGGGUGCUGAGGAGUCAGUACUCCAGGCUCUCCUCUCUCUGCUGGCCUGCCUCCGUAACCUCUUCUACCUACUAAAGGAACUAAGAGAGAGCCAAAAAAAUCAGCAGGCUGCACUGGAGAAACUGCGCAGCAUAAAAGAAGACAAACGGCGUGAGCUCAUGCGAAAGAAGGAGCAGGAAGAGGAGAGGAGGAGGAAGGAAGAAGAGAGGAAACGACAAGAGGAGGAAAUGAGGCGCAGGGAGGAAGAGGAAGAAGCUCAGAGGCGUAUUAGGAUGGAAAGGGAGCGUCAGAGAAAGCUUCAGGAAGAGAGGGAGGCCAAACAGAGGGAAGAGGAGGAGAGACAGAGACAGGCUCUCAUCCAGGCUGCCAAGGAGCAGGCAGAACGAGAGCUCAGAGCAAGGGAGGAGGCAGAGCGGAGAAAACGAGAGGAAGAGGAGAGAUGGAAAAGAGAAGAAGAAGAGCGCCAGCGCCAAGCAGAGAGGCGGAGGCAGGAGGAGGAGAGGCGAAAGCUGGAAGAGGAGAAGAGGAAGCUAGAAGAAGAGAGGAGAAAACUGGAGGAGGAGAGGAGGCAAGAGGAGAAGAGAAGGAGAGAAGAGGAGGAGCGACGCAGAAGGGAGGAGGAGGAGAGAAAGAGGUUAGAGGAGGAGCGGAAAAGGUUAGAAGAGGUGCGGAGGGAAGAGGAGCGCCGAAGGGAGAGAGAGGAGGAGGAGAGGAGAAGACAGAGGGCUGCUGAAGCAGCUUUCCGAGACGCAGAGGAAAGGCGAAAGCAGGAGGAGGAGGAGAAGAGGAAGCGGGAAGAAGAGAGGAGAAGGCUUCAUCAGCAGCAAGAGGAGGAGAGGAAGAGGCGUGAGGAGGAGAGAAAAAGGGCAGAAGAGGAGAGGAAGAGAAAGGAGGAGGAGGAACAGAGGAGGAAAGCUGAAGAGGAGAGAAAGCGGAAGGAGGAGGCGUCUCGUCAGCAGAAGCAGCAGCAGCAACCACCAAAAACAGGAGGGAAGAUUGAUAUUCAAGCUCUGCUGAGAGGGCUGGAGGAGCGGAAAGGUGGGCAGCCGAGGGCCAAGCAGCACAGGAAGUCAGCAUCGCUCACAUCCUUCAAAGCACUCUACCCAUUUACUGCACGAAACAACGAAGAGCUCAGCCUGGAAGCAGAUGACGUCAUCGAGGUUGAUGAGACGACAGAGCGAGAGGAGGGCUGGUUGUAUGGCAGCAAACAGGGGAUGAUGGGCUGGUUCCCAGAGAGCUAUGUCGAGAGAGUGGGCCCAUCGAAUACAGCUAAUAGUACUGCCCCUGCUCCUCCUGCUAAACUACCGCUGCAGUCACAGCUUAGUAAUGCUCUUAAGGCUGCCAAAGUGUCCGGGACAAAAUCCGCCUUCACACCAACACAUUCUCCAAACCCUGCAACUUCUGAGAGUCAGGGACAGCGGGUGGUGGGUACCCUGUUAGCCCAGGCACUCUGUUCCUGGACAGCAAAGACAGAUAGUCAUCUGAACUUUAAUAAGGACGAUGUGAUUCAGGUAUUGGAGCAGCAGGAGAACUGGUGGCUGGGACAACUGAACGACGAACAGGGCUGGUUCCCUAAGACAUAUGUGAAACCUAUUGGAGAAGAUGAGGGCUCAAAUGUGAAGAGCUCCUCUGCUGAUGUUCCUGAUGGUGAUGGCCUGCAGCUUGAAGAAUUUGUGGCCUUGUACACCUACGAGUCUCCACAGUCCGGUGAUCUGACAUUCAAAGAGGGAGACGUGAUCCUGGUGAGCAAGAGAGAUGGAGAGUGGUGGAACGGCUCGAUAGGAAACCGCACGGGCGUCUUCCCCAGCAACUACGUCAAACCUAAAGAGACGGAUACAUCGAGCACAUCUGGAAAGAAAAAGCCAGAGGUUGCUCAGGUUACUAGACCUCACACUUCUACUGGUCCUGAGCAGCUGAAUCUGGAAAAUAGUCAGCUCAUCCUCAUCCUCAGCAAGGAUGUCUCAGGCUGGUGGCUUGGUGAACUGCAGGCUCGUGGGAAAAAGCGUCAGAAGGGCUGGUUCCCUGCUACUCAUGUUAAAGUACUGGAGUCCAGCAGUGGCAAGUCCACACCAGCACCUCAACCAGUCUGCCAGGUGAUCGCCAUAUAUGAUUACACAGCCGCCAAUGCGGAAGAGAUGAGCUUCUCUAAAGGGCAACUGAUCAACGUUUUAGACAAGAGCGACCCUGACUGGUGGAAAGGAGAAUCCAACGGGGUUACUGGAUUGUUCCCCACCAAUUAUGUUCAGAUGACCACGGCGGAUGUUGACCCCAGUCAGCAGUGGUGUGCAGACCUGAACAGCCUGGAUUCACUGAGCCCUCAAGAGAAGAAGAGGCAAGGUUACAUCCAUGAGCUGAUAGAAACUGAGGAAAAAUAUGUGGAAGACUUGCAGAUAGUGCUGGAGGUUUUCUACAAGCCCAUGUCUGCGUCGGGCCGGCUGAAUGAGUCAGAGAUGAACAUGAUUUUUGUCAACUGGAAGGAACUGCUGGCCUGCAACUCUAAAUUUGUCAAGGCGCUCCGCGUUCGUAAGAAGACGGGUGGAGAGAACAAUCCAGUGGGGAUUAUUGGAGAUAUCCUGGCUGCCGAGCUGUCCCACAUGCAGCCCUACAUCCGUUUCUGCUCAUGCCAGUUCAACGGCGCCACACUGCUGCAGACUCGCACUGACAGUGAUUCGGACUUUAAGGACUUCAUGAGGAAAAUCGCCACAGACUACAGGUGUAAAGGAAUGCCACUGUCCAGCUUCCUGCUGAAACCGAUGCAGAGGAUCACUCGCUACCCACUGCACAUCAAAAACAUCCUGGAGUGCACUGCAGAGGGCCAUGCUGACCGAGGUCCUCUGAAAGAAGCGCUGGAGAGGGCGGAGGAACUCUGUCAACAGGUGAACGAGGGUGUGAGAGAGAAGGAGAACUCCGACAGACUGGAGUGGAUUCAGAGCCACGUUAAUUGUGACGGUCCUGUCGAGCAUUUGGUCUUUAACUCCCUUACCAACUGUUUGGGCCCCAGAAAACUGCUCCACAGCGGCAAGUUGUACAAGGCAAAGAGCAGCAAGGAACUCUGGGCUUUCCUCUUCAACGACUUCCUGCUUUUAACGUACGCGGCUAAACAGUUUACCUCAUCUGGACUUGAUAAACUGUUCAGCAACAAGAAUAACGUACAGCUAAAGAUCUACAAACCGCCCGUCCUCCUGAACGAAGCUCUGGUCAAGCUUCCAGAUCCUUCCAGCGAUGAGCCCAUCUUCCACAUCUCACAUAUUGACAAAGUCUACAUGCUCAGAACAGACAACAUCAAUGAACGGACGGCGUGGGUUCAGAAGAUUAAGGUGGCGUCUGAGGAAUUUCUUGAGACUGAAAAGAAAAAAAGGGAAAAGGUUUAUCAAGCACGCUCUAUGAAAGGCAGUGGAAUCGGCAGACUGCUCGUCACCAUCCUAGAAGCCACUGAACUCAGGGCAGCAAAACCCAACGGUAAAAGUAACCCCUACUGUGAAGUGACCAUGGGAGCUCAGAUCUUCACAUCCAGAGCAAUCAACGACACCCUGAACCCCAAAUGGAACUUCAACUGUCAGUUUAACAUCAAAGACAUCUACCAGGACGUCCUCUGCAUCACCAUCAAUGAAAGAAACCAGUUUUCACCAGACGAGUUCCUGGGCCGGACCGAGGUUCCAGUGGCGACCAUAAAGAAAGAGUUGGAGAACAAGGGAGCGGCGACACGUCGUCUUCUGCUGCACGAGGUCCCAACAGGGGAAGUGUGGGUCCGGCUCGACCUACAGCCCUAUGGACACAAGUAGCCGCAAAGGACGAACUGAAACAAGAAACUACAUCCUCUGUAGAGACUUCCAAACAAGAACAGUUAACCAAAUUUUAAAAGGCUGCUUGUUUUCACAUUAACAAACUAAGAUGGUUUCUCCUCUAUGCUGUAAGGAGAGACGGUCUCAUUCAUCAAGCCUUAAUUAAUUUAAUAUUAACCAGCAGUAAUAAUACCUCUUCUGAUGUCAUCCAUAUCCUGCAGUAGAGAUGGCCUUUCAACAAUUCAAGCCACAAAAUAGGAGUUGGAGUUCAUCUUUUGUUCCUUGGGAUGACUUUAGAUGGAAAGGCAAACUUGUUCACCUGCAGGAGACUUGGUGUGUCCCACAGCUGAAUGUGGGUCCUAUGUAAAAUUUACAACCUUCAGAUGGAGUUAGGACCAGACAAAAGCUGCUGAGAAGCAGAUAAUUAAAAGCAAUAAAACUAUAUGUGCUCUCCUUUAGACUCUCAGAGCUCUGUAUCUCAGUCGGUUUUUAUUAAGUAUUCACUUUGCCAAGUCUGCUCAGCCAAGGCCGUUAAACGAGCUGACACUGAACUAACUAGUGUUUUAUCUUAACUGUCAAGAGAUACAAGUUGACUCUUUAUAUUAUUUUCUUCUUUUUUUUUCUGAGGAGAUCAUGACUGACUGCUUUUUAGAGACUUUGCCGGCCUGCUUUGUGGCUGUCGCCAAUCAUAAACUGUCUGGGCUCACUUCUCACAGUGACAUCACAAACAGUAGAUGGCAAAUGAUGGACAGCGACAACUUGGAGAAUAAGUCUGUAGAGCUGGUCUGAAGUCAGUUUACUACUGUAGAUCUCAGGAUACGUUGUUCUGGGUUGAGUCUGUGUCACUGUAGCAACACUGAACACUUGUUUUGUUGAGUUUUUGUGUGUAAGUUGGGAUUCGUGAGUACAUAUCUUUGGAGAAUAGAUGUGUAACAAUAGAGAAGCGAACAGAUCCUGCAACUUUGGGAGAAUACAACUUCUUGCCUUAAUAAAAGUCAUUUUUGACCUUUCUUUUUUAAAUAUAUGACUAAAAUAAUUUACUCUUCAUUGGGAUGAUGCUGGGCUUGACUAUAGACUAUUUGUGCUUUUUUUUUUUUUUUUUUCAACGUGUGAAAUCAGCCACGGCCGAGUAAUUUCAAGUGAGUUUAAGAUGAUUAAGUUGAGAGUUUUGUGUUUUUAUGCAGACAAUUUUGAUGGCGUUAACUUUUUGAGGUAACUCAGAUCGAGAGCAAUAACAAACAGUAUUUUCCCACUUGUAUUUUUUAUGCUUUUUCAAACUGCCCGACACAUUUUAAGGCUCACCCCUCUCGUCCCUGCCUGCUUACAGCAAUAUUGUGACCUCAAAAAGUUAAAGUUGGCGCUUACAAACGUCAGCCAUGAAGACGCUACAAAGAUAAAGGGUGUAAAAGCUGCGUAUUUGUGUUGUUGUUUUUACUCUUACUCAAUGUGCUCAGAUUAUUUUCUAACUCUCCAUUUAAACGAAAUGUGUUGUAUUUAUUUCUUAAUUUAUGCGUGUGACUAUCCAAAGUUUAGAGCGCCUUUCUGUUUCAUCACGGAGAAACGGUCGGUAAUCGCUGAGUUUGUUUUGUGGGAAAGCCGGCUCAGUAUCUUAAGACUUUCCACACAUGAACUUCUGAGUUAUUUAAGAGAGUCCAGUCAGAAUAUUUUCCACAGUCUUCCUUUCUCGCAUGUAGCACACGGCAGGAAAUGGUCUGCUUCAGAUUCAUUCGCACUACUGGAAAUGUGGAAAUGUUCCUUUUGGGUCAGAGGUGCAAACUUCAGUCGGCACAGUCCAGCAUCACAUAGACUUUUUACUUGGGAGCACACAGAAAAGUAAAGACGAGUUAACGUCUGAUCCGACUGCAUCAGAUAUUUGUGUUGUUCAUUCACCUCUGCCGGGUAAUGUCUGGAAGUCCAGGGCUGAAGUGCAUGUGUGGAAAUGGAUUCAUAUACAUUUUUUUCCCCUGAUUGAGUUUUACUGUAAUGAGACGAAGUUGUUCAUUGUUUUCUUAGGUCUGAUAUUUUGUGCUCUUGUUCUCCACUGAUUUACCCUUUUUUUUUCUUUCUUUUUUUUUAAUCAACGAGGUUGUUUUUAAGUCUUGUUGUUAACGCCUGUUCUUUUUUUAAUUUGUGGAAGGUGUGAGACUUCCUCGUCUGUGUAGGGCUGUAAAAGCUUGUUUUCCUCUUUCAUUUUCAGCCUCCUGCACUGACUGCUGAGUUUAUGACCUCUCUAACCCUGACUUGCCUGUUCACAGCUGACUGGCUUGGAUUCUGUAACCUGCUGUUUGUACUCACCUUGGCCUCUAUAUGGCACUCGCUGUAUCAGGGUUUCUUAAAGCAAAUUAAAGAUAUUAAAAGUGAA
This is a messenger RNA of Oreochromis niloticus (Nile tilapia), 8326 nucleotides long. RefSeq names its product intersectin 2b (gene itsn2b). The record is from RefSeq and is a predicted model, not a curated record. Gene Ontology annotation, molecular function: calcium ion binding; protein binding; guanyl-nucleotide exchange factor activity. The coding region runs from base 304 to 5964 and encodes 1886 amino acids. Gene Ontology annotation, biological process: intracellular signal transduction; positive regulation of Rho protein signal transduction. Lineage: Eukaryota; Metazoa; Chordata; Actinopteri; Cichliformes; Cichlidae. The transcript is spliced from 41 exons.